This is a messenger RNA of Nerophis lumbriciformis (worm pipefish), 2189 nucleotides long. It is a transcript of the gene cpne9, whose product is annotated as copine family member IX. Gene Ontology annotation, cellular component: plasma membrane. Gene Ontology annotation, molecular function: calcium-dependent phospholipid binding. Lineage: Eukaryota; Metazoa; Chordata; Actinopteri; Syngnathiformes; Syngnathidae. Gene Ontology annotation, biological process: cellular response to calcium ion. The record is from RefSeq and is a predicted model, not a curated record.
CCUCCACAGGCUCUCUCUCUCUCGGGCUGGAGAAGAAGAAGAAGAAGAAGAAGGAGCAUGGACUUAACGACGGGAGUCGCCGUGCCGUCGACGCGCUCAGAUUUGUGAUGCCUUUCCCCCCGGCUGCGCCGUAGCUCCUCUCGCCUCUUGUUACCCAUCGCCAUGGCAACCAUCGGGGAAUUCGACCCGCUCAACACGAGAGUCCCGGCAACUAAAAUAGAAGUUACCGUCUCGUGCCGGAAUCUUCUGGAUGUGGAUACGUUCUCCAAGUCCGACCCCGUGGUCGUGCUGUAUUUGCAAGGUAUAGGCACCAAAGAGUGGAGAGAGUCUGGACGGACCGAGGUGAUCGACAACACCCGCAAUCCAGAUUUUGUCAGGAAGUUUGUCUUGGAUUUCUUCUUUGAAGAAAAACAAAAUCUACGGUUUGACGUGUACAAUGUGGACUCCAGAAGCUGCAACAUUUCCAAACACGAUUUUUUGGGCCAGACGUUUUGCACCCUGGGAGAAAUCAUCGGCUCCAUCGGAGGACGCCUGGAGAAGACUCUCUCUGGGAUACCGGGGAAGAAGUGCGGGGUCAUUAUCUUAACUGCCGAGGAGCUCAGCAACUGCAGGGAUAUUGCCACCAUGCAGCUGUGCGCCAACAAGCUGGAUAAAAAAGACUUUUUCGGCAAAUCAGACCCCUUCUUGGUGUUCUACCGCAGCAACGAGGACGGAACGUUCACCAUCUGCCAUAAAACAGAGGUGAUCAAGAACACGCUGAACCCGGCGUGGCAGCCCUUCACCAUCCCCGUCAGAGCUCUCUGCAACGGCGACUACGACAGGACUGUGAAAAUAGACGUCUACGACUGGGAUCGAGAUGGAAGCCACGACUUCAUUGGCGAGUUCACCACCAGCUACAGAGAGCUGUCUCGAGGACAGAAUCAGUUCAACGUCUAUGAGGUUUUAAAUCCUAAGAAGAAAGGGAAAAAGAAGAAGUACGUCAAUUCAGGAACUGUAACUCUGCUGUCCUUCAAAGUGGAGUCCGAGUACACCUUUGUGGAUUUCAUCCGAGGAGGGACGCAGCUGAAUUUCACCGUUGCCAUUGACUUUACAGCAUCCAAUGGCAAUCCAUCUCAGCCCACCUCCCUCCACUAUAUGAGCCCCUACCAGAUGAACGCAUAUGCCAUGGCCCUGAAAGCGGUGGGUGAGAUUAUCCAGGACUACGACAGCGACAAGCUCUUCCCCGCCUAUGGCUUUGGCGCUAAGCUGCCCCCCGAUGGCAAAAUAUCCCACGCUUUCCCACUGAGUGGCGACAACGAUAAUCCAAACUGCGUGGGCAUCGAAGGGGUCCUGGAGGCCUACUUCCAGAGCCUAAGAACCGUGCAGCUCUACGGACCCACCAACUUUGCACCCGUUAUCAACAAAGUGGCCAACUGUGCAUCAGAGAUAACAGAUGGCUCACAGUACUUUGUCCUGUUAAUGAUCACAGAUGGAGUUAUAUCUGAUAUGGUCCAAACCAAAGAGGCCGUGGUCAAUGCAGCAUCACUCCCACUGUCCAUAAUCAUUGUAGGCGUUGGACCUGCAGAGUUUGAUGCCAUGGAAGAGCUGGAUGGAGAUGAGGUGAGAGUAUCCUCCAGAGGGCGCCUGGCUGAGAGAGACAUUGUUCAGUUUGUUCCAUUCCGGGAAUACGUGGACAGAUCUGGAAACCAGGUCCUCAGCAUGGCCCGGCUGGCGAAGGACGUCCUGGCCGAGAUCCCGGACCAGCUGCUGUCUUUCAUGAAGAGUCGAGGGAUCGAACCGCGGCCGGCCCGCUCAUCCUCGCCGCUCCCUUAGCCCGCGUUUGCACCGGCGCCCCCAAACACUCCCUCACACGUCCUCGCCAGGGAAGUCACUCAAUCCAAGCAAUCGUCUCUCCUCGCCGCUUCAGCAGGAUCGAAGCUCACAAAAACUCCUUGCAAAUAUUUAUCAACCACGUUGUCCGUUAGUGCUGAUGUGUGGAAUAUUCAUUGUUGCAGUUUUUAUUCACGGCAAAAUAUGAACCUUCUUUCAGCAAGACGGCUCAAAUCAAACGGAACGCCAAUUUGAUCGUAACUCGGGAGUGAAGGUCUUGUUUGCGGCAGAUUAAACGCACCACAGUGUUUACACUACAGAAAAGCUUAAAAAAAAUGUAGUAUUUACAAUAAAAAGAAAUGGCAGGUCAGUGGGCAGAA